AUGUUGAGCGACCGCAACGUACUUGGAAGGCUUAUUGCCUUGAGCGAGCAAGAAAAUCCGACAUGGACGGUGCUUGUUUCGUUCGUGAAGCUCAUUGCGUAUCUCGACGAGCUUUUGCAUUUCGCUCUGGACGAAAAGAUCACGCUUUGGACAUUAAUGGAACAAAACGAAGGGCUGCAGGGCAGCAACCACUCGACCAUGGCGCAUUCGUUUAAGCACUUCGCGAUGGAAAGAGCAAGGUUGGCCGCGAUCGAUUUUGCCACUCCCAGCCGCGAAAUUGUUGAAACGUUCGAAGGGACGGGUGCCGCCUCCAGCGGAGUACCUGCCGCCAGUCGAAACCGCCGCGGAUGGGAGGAGCGCGCGCACCCGUACCUGAUCCCUACGAGGAACCAGGUUCUGAAGCACUUCGGAUUCCACUUCCGUGACGGGAGAAUUGUCAUUGCCAAAAACAAGCCGCUCCGUGGACAGCCCCAGGAGUGGGAGGAGGAGAAAUUGAAGGGUAAACACGGUUCAAUUGAUCCUGGGGUACUGAGGUGGAUUAACGAACAGUAUUCCAGAUUGAAUUCCAACCCGGAUUCAGGCUCGACGAGAACACAGGCUCCGGAUGCUUCGGAUCAAAUGAAAAAAUGGUGUAAGGACAAUGCGCAGCUACUGCUGGACAACUUUUCUGCACUUUUUGCGCAACUCAAUAUUCAAGAUGUCCGACCUGCCACUGAAUUUUUGCUUCGGUGGAAGACCAAUCCUGCGGAACUUACUUCGGACCAACAAGCGGUAGCAACCGCACUUGGCGCGGACAUCGAACGUGCCGUCUCAAACGGCACCAUGACUCCUGAUCCAAGCCAAACCGACUUCGACAUUAAACCUGGGGCGCCGGGCACCUUCCUGGGACCCCACAUCGACAACGCCUCGCGCGACCAGCUGCUGGAGCAUCUACGAGAU
Molecule: messenger RNA, 939 nt
Organism: Amoebophrya sp. A120
Lineage: Eukaryota; Dinophyceae; Syndiniales; Amoebophryaceae
Source: the annotation of a GenBank genome assembly